Messenger RNA from Colias croceus (clouded yellow), 1108 nucleotides. RefSeq lists its product as uncharacterized. The record is from RefSeq and is a predicted model, not a curated record. Bases 275 to 1072 code for a protein of 265 amino acids. The transcript is spliced from 7 exons. NCBI's taxonomy places the organism in Eukaryota, Metazoa, Arthropoda, Insecta, Lepidoptera, Pieridae.
AGUCACUUCAUCAUAAUUGUGUUUAUAAUGUAUCUAAUAAAAUUAAUACCUUAUAAGGAUUAGUUCUUUGAGACCGAAAGUUGUAAUGAAUGACUGAGGUCAUUCAUAUAAUGAAAGAGGAAUCUAUAAGUUCAUCAUCAUAACAUAUUAAUUUCUAAACACACGAGUAUUAUUGAUACUGCUUCUAACUACCGUCACCUACACGUUCUGUGAGUGCAUCCAGUUUACUUAUAUUUUGAAAACAAAAUUGUACCUCCAAUUGAUCUUGUUAAACAUGGCCUGGGAUUUAACAUUAGAUUUUGAAUACGUUGUAACGAAAAAGGCACCACCUCGGAUGUGUUUUGGUACUACCCUUGAUCGGGAAGUUCUUCCAACAAAAGGACCAAAUUUAAGUCCAUUUAUGAGAAGGAAUGCGGGUGAAGUUCGACAGAAUUUAGGUCCGGGAUCUUAUGAGAAUGACCGUGAUGCGUUCUACGAUCUUACUCACAGGAUUUACAGCAAGCUAUACUACGGACCAAAGUCACCUCGUUGGGUCGUUAAACACGAAUACCAACCGCCGCCUAAAGAACCGACCCCCGAAAAGCCAAUACCAAAAAAUUGUGCUCCAUUUAAUUCCACAUCGAAGAGAAAAGGACUAUUUAAUGCGAAUGAUUAUCCUGCAGCCUGUGAUUACUACCCAAUAUACAAGAAAAAGGAAAUGAAAUUUGCAUACAGCUUUUCAGGAAAGAAAGUUUUGAAAUGUGCUGUUGAGAUAAAAUGCGUUCCAUAUAACUUGGAUGCGUGUGGAGUCUGCGGCUGUUCGUGUUCCGCUCAAGGAGACUAUUGGCAAUUUGAAAAUAGGAUAUUCCUCUGCAGAAAACACUAUACGAGAUUAUUUAAACAUUGUCUUUCCAAAUUUCAAGGAGCUAAACUAGCUGAAUUUAAGUCCAUACGAGAUUGUUUCUUCGCACACGCACACAAUAGCUGCAAAGCUGCAUUAAAAAUUAUGACUGUUGAAGAGAUUGAGAAGAAACUUAGAAAAGAAGCUUAUUUAGAUUUAUAUUUUCCACAACGUCGUUAUUGUAACAAUUAGAUUUCAAUAUUUUUUGGAGAUGUACUUAAUAUAGUU